UAAAACAGUAUCGUGACGUAUUAGUAGUCGUGUAAUCGGUACGUUAUCGGAUUUUUAAAACCGAGAAAAAUCCGUUUUUCUUCUUUUUAUAUGAUUGUGGCAGACUCCAAUCGGAGGAUUUUCGGGCUAUGGCCGAAUAUCUGGCGUCAAUUUUCGGGACCGAGAAGGACAAAGUCAAUUGCUCAUUUUAUUUCAAGAUAGGCGCCUGUCGACACGGAGACAGAUGUUCGCGAAUUCACAACAAACCAACUUUCAGUCAAACGUGUCUACUGCAGAAUCUUUAUGUAAACCCUCAGAAUUCUGCGAAAAGCGCAGAUGGAUCUCACUUGGUUGCAAACGUGUCCGACGAAGAGAUGCAAGAGCAUUAUGACAAUUUUUUCGAGGACGUGUUCAUCGAGUGCGAGGACAAGUACGGUGAGAUCGAAGAGAUGAAUGUAUGCGACAAUCUUGGCGACCACUUGGUCGGGAACGUUUAUAUCAAGUUCCGCAGAGAGGAAGACGCGGAGAGGGCGGUUAACGACUUGAACAACCGUUGGUUCGGCGGCAGGCCGGUUUACGCCGAGCUCUCGCCCGUCACCGAUUUCCGUGAGGCCUGCUGUCGCCAGUAUGAAAUGGGCGAGUGCACGCGCUCCGGAUUUUGCAACUUCAUGCACUUGAAGCCCAUUUCUCGGGAUCUUCGCCGAUAUUUGUACAGCCGGAAGAAGAGCAAGGGUCGAUCGAGGUCGCGAUCGAGAUCGCGAGGUCGCGAUCGCAGGAGAAAAUCCCGCUCCCGAGAUAGAGGAUCCAGGUCUAAGGAUCGCCGCAAGGGAAGAGACGAAAAGAGCAGAGACGGUCGAUCUGGUCGUUAUUAAUAGAAUUUUAUUCGUACACGCGGUAAAUUUAGUAAAUCUAAUUGUUAAUGUAUUUUAGUUUCGUUUGAUUUACCGAAAAAAUUUCAUAUUAUUUGAAUAAAUCAUUAUUUGCAAUA
Messenger RNA from Pogonomyrmex barbatus (red harvester ant), 967 nucleotides. RefSeq names its product splicing factor U2af 38 kDa subunit-like. Gene Ontology annotation, cellular component: U2AF complex. Gene Ontology annotation, molecular function: RNA binding; metal ion binding. NCBI's taxonomy places the organism in Eukaryota, Metazoa, Arthropoda, Insecta, Hymenoptera, Formicidae. Gene Ontology annotation, biological process: mRNA splicing, via spliceosome. The record is from RefSeq and is a predicted model, not a curated record.